Molecule: messenger RNA, 2037 nt
Organism: Fusarium musae
Lineage: Eukaryota; Fungi; Ascomycota; Sordariomycetes; Hypocreales; Nectriaceae
Exons: 2
Coding region: 1-2037 (678 amino acids)
Biological process (GO): urea transmembrane transport
Cellular component (GO): plasma membrane
Molecular function (GO): urea transmembrane transporter activity
Source: RefSeq, a predicted model, not a curated record
AUGGCAGCACGUCAAGUGACUGGUCAGCUCCCUCAGGGAGCCGGGUAUGCCAUAAUUCUUGGCUUCGGUGCCCUCUUCGUUUCUAUCGUCUUUCUCAUCUCCCGCUGGGCAGCCAAGCAUCACAAUGAAGUACAGGGCUCUGAGAUGUUCACCACGGCAAAACGCUCCAUCAAAUCCGGCCUGACAGCAGCAGCCGUUGUUUCGUCUUGGACCAUCGCAUCGACCCUCCUAUCAUCUACCACGUGGUCAUAUAGCUACGGCGUCGCGGGUGCCUACUUCUACGGUGCAGGGGCCCUUACUGUCAUCGCCAUCUUUGUCAUGUCGGCUAUCGAGCUGAAGCGUCGAGCCCCAGCGGCACAUACAUUCUUCGAAGUCAGUCGGGUCCGAUACGGUCGAGGUGGACAUAUUGUUUUCAUGGCGUACUCGACGCUUUACUGCAUCAUCAACUGUGUCAAUAUCUUGAUUGGCGGCUCUGCUGUCUUUAGCGCCAUGACUGGGAUGAGUCAAAUCGCCGCCAUCUUUUUGCUCCCGUGCGGAAUUGUUCUGUUCACUCUCAGUGGUGGCGUGAAAGCGGUCAUCAUCACCGACUACAUGAACACUAUCUUCAUCCAUUGCACAGUUCUAGCUGGCGUCUUUGUGGCGUAUGCAAGACCCGAUUCUGUUCUCGGAAGCCCUGAAAAGGUUUGGGAGCUCCUCAAGGAGGCUGCGAUACGAGCCCCAGUUCCGGGCAACGCUGGCGGAGAGUACUUGACCAUGAGGUCAAAUGAUGCCAUACUGCUCGGUAUCAUCCUCUGGUGCGCCAUCUUCGGCUGCACCAUCGAUGUCCAGCUCUUCCAGAAGUCUAUCACUGCCGAUCCCGCAGCGACUCUGCCGGGUUAUAUCAUUGGCGGUGUCGCCUGGUUCAGCAUCCCCUUCUGUUUGGCCACAACAUUUGGUCUCUCGGCCCGUGCCAUGGAGUUCACUGAACUUCUUCCCCGAGCCAUAACCCCCACAGAAAUUGCACAAGGUCUGACAUUCCCCAUCGCAGCUGGUGCAAUGAUGGGCAAGGCCGGUCUAAUUCUUGUUCUCAUCAUGGUCUUCAUGGCUUGCACUUCUGGAUUCAGUGCAGAUACUGUGUCCAUUGCAUCGGUCUACAUCCAUGAUGUCUAUAAGGGCUACUUUAACAAGAAUGCGUCAGGAAAACAGUUGGUUCAUAUGUCGCAUCUUGCUGUUGCUGUCUGGAGUCUGCUCAUGGCUGUUAUUGCCACAGGCAUCUCAAGAACUGCUAUCGGUGUUAACUACAUCGUCACUUGCAUUGGAAUCUUCUGUGGCUGCGCUGUAUUCCCCUUCUAUGCUACUCUCCUCUGGAAGAAGCAGAGCAAGUUGGCAGUUAUCUGGUCCCCAAUCCUUGGUUCAAUCACUUCCAUUUCAUCCUGGUUGGGCUCUGCGCAUGCUCUCUUUGGCGAGGUGACAAUCUCAUCAAAAAGCCAAGUCAUGCCGCUCUUGAUUGGAAACGUGGUCUCCGUUUUAUCAGGAAUCAUUUUCUCUGUCGCCAUCACCUAUAUUUUCGGCGCUGACCAGUUUGAUUGGUCUCUCUUGCAGACGAACAUCCAUACUUCCAAUGACAUGGACGUCCGAGGAAUGACUGCACGCCAAGUAGAGGAGCAGGCCCAGGCUGAAACGAUUAGUCCUGAAAUGGACGCGCUUCUUAGGAGGGGAACACGUAAGGCCGUCCUUGCCACGAUUAUAUUCUUUAUCAGCAUGAUGGUUCUGUGGCCACUUCCCAUGUUUGGUACUUCCUACAUAUUCUCUAAGGGCUUUUUUAAAGGUUGGGUUGUAAGUGAACAAGAGAUUGCGUAUAGAAAGACACUUGCUAAUGUAUAUCAGGCAAUUACGUUUAUUUGGGCAUGGGGCGCUGCCCUUGUAAUUACUCUUCUACCACUUUGGCAAUCACGAUUAACUGUUUUGCUUUUUGUAAAGACUUGUUUCAGGCUUAAGGUUAUAGCUCAGGAUGAUAUGAGUAUUGACCAAGAAAUUAUAGAACAAGAUAGAAAGUAG